AUGCGAGAGCGCGUGCCACUCAUGGAGUUCGAGGACUUCCUGAUCUACCAGCAGAAGCGGCUAGACCCCUGGGGCGACAGAAAAAUGGAAACCAGACAGCAAGCACCGAUUGCCUUCGAUCUUGUCUUUUCGGUGCGCUUUUCGUCGACCCCAGCAGCGCGGCGCCGAUCGUUCUGUGCCUGUGAAUCGCCUGCAUCCGCUCGCGUCUCACGGGACUCGGCAGAGACACAGCGGCAGGAUGACGAUGUGUGCUGCGAAGUCAACAAGCCACCGGCGAGCCCUGAAAUCCGGGACUCCAUGCCGCCUGACGCGCUUCAAAAGGCGCAGGUCCGGAGGCCGAAGGGCCCUCCAGCGGCAUCACGAGCGAAGACAGAGGGACAGUGCAAAGCAGGCGCAGGUGAUGGGGCUGCAAGCGACGUGGACGCGAGGAGCGAACCACAGUGCUUGUCAGGAACAGGCAGCGCGAUGGAGGAGCCUGAAAGCGAAGCCGAUGAAUGGAAUGGAAUUACUCUGUGGUUAGGAGGAUUCUGCACGAAGAUACAGGCAACGGAGAUGUGGAGUGCACAGCUGUAUAUGUCGGACGCAACACGCGUUGCCGACAUUAUCUGGCGCUCCAUGGAAACGCGAUUCCCUGGAGAGAUUCAGACCCUGUGGAUGAAGUCCGCGGAGAGUCUGCUGGUGCCGUGGCCGAAAGUUCUGCUUCAGGCGCACCUCAUUGACAUGCUGUAUGUGCAUCCGACGCUUCGAGAAAUUGGUGAUCUCUUCAUCAGUAGCUUCCUUACGCCCAAAGAGGAAAGUGAAGCCGAUGAAAAAAGCAGCCGCCUCCCACAUGCUGGCGUAGAAACAGGCCAGACUCCUGCGAAGCCGGCCUACAUCGCUGCCCACUUGCGGCGGUCAGAUUUCAUAUAUUUGAACCGCUCGGUGUCGCUGCGACGGGCAGCUGGCUAUCUGGUAACAACAAUGAAGGCCCACGGAGUUUCCAAGGCAUUCAUUUGCACGGACGGGACGGAGGCCGAAAAACGCGAGCUGCGAGAUGCAGUCGCCGAAGCAGGUGCGGCGGCGGCGGUGCAGUCUUCGUCUUUCUCGUACAACGUGAUCUUCUUCGAUCUCGCAGCUGUUCAGAGUCUUCUGAAGGCGGGUCCUGCGCGGACCAGUCGCCAUCCGCCUGGAGCAAAAGCCGCCACAUCGCAGGACGGAGACAGCGCCAGGGAAAGUUUACCUGACCACAGUGCUAUGCUUCUGCACCCUGGCGUGAGUGCUUUGAUUGAGGUGUGGAUUGCUGCACGAGCCAUUUACUUCAUUGGGACGAAAGAUUCCCGCUUCUCCCAAGCCAUACGCUGGGAGCGGAUCAUGCUGGGACAGACGCAUGACUCAAGCGUGGAGGUCUUCUGCGUCGAUAACUCGUCUGCGGAGGGUGGCGCUGCGACGAAGGAGACGUGCAUGGCCACGAGAAGCCACGACCCUCCCGAGGGAGAUGGUCGGAGUGAGCUGAGGAGAAAGUACUGGCCGUAG
This is a messenger RNA of Besnoitia besnoiti, 1512 nucleotides long. RefSeq lists its product as uncharacterized. Gene Ontology annotation, molecular function: peptide-O-fucosyltransferase activity. Gene Ontology annotation, biological process: protein O-linked glycosylation via fucose. Bases 1 to 1512 code for a protein of 503 amino acids. NCBI's taxonomy places the organism in Eukaryota, Apicomplexa, Conoidasida, Eucoccidiorida, Sarcocystidae. The transcript has 5 exons. The record is from RefSeq and is a predicted model, not a curated record.